Messenger RNA from Pogoniulus pusillus (Red-fronted tinkerbird), 1888 nucleotides. RefSeq names its product cytochrome P450 3A29-like. The transcript is spliced from 13 exons. Gene Ontology annotation, molecular function: oxidoreductase activity, acting on paired donors, with incorporation or reduction of molecular oxygen, reduced flavin or flavoprotein as one donor, and incorporation of one atom of oxygen; heme binding; iron ion binding. Gene Ontology annotation, biological process: oxidative demethylation; steroid metabolic process. Lineage: Eukaryota; Metazoa; Chordata; Aves; Piciformes; Lybiidae. The coding region runs from base 1 to 1521 and encodes 506 amino acids. The record is from RefSeq and is a predicted model, not a curated record.
AUGAACCUUCUUCCCUCCCUCUCUAUGGAGACAUGGGCCCUUGUGCUUCUUUUCGUAGCCCUUUUGGUAGUAUAUGGGAUCUGGCCAUUUGGUGUCUUCAAGAAGCUGGGCAUUCCUGGGCCAACACCUCUGCCUUUCUUUGGGACGUGCUUGGAAUAUCGCAAGGGCUUCCUGGAAUUUGACAAUGAAUGUUUUCAGAAAUAUGGGAAAGUCUGGGGGAUUUAUGAUGGCAGGCAGCCUGUGCUGGGUGUCCUGGACCCUCAAAUCAUUAAAUCUGUGCUGGUUAAAGAUUGCUACUCCACCUUUACCAACCGGAGGCGUGUGGAUCUGGCAGGGGAGCUGCAACAUGCUGUCUCACUUGCUGAAGAUGAUAAGUGGAAGAGGCUCCGUACUAUGCUCUCUCCAACCUUCACCAGUGGGAAAUUAAAGGAGAUGUUCCCUAUAAUAAAGCACUAUGGGGAAGCUUUGGUGAAGAACGUUCAGAAGCGAGUGGAAAAGGACAGUGCUCUGCCUGUGAAGGACAUCUUUGGAAGCUACAGCAUGGACGUCGUCACCAGCACCUCAUUCGGUGUAAACACUGACUCCAUGAACAACCCCAACACCCCAUUUGUCAGAGAGAUGAAGAAACUGGUCAAGUUUGACUUUUUUGACCCAAUCUUCAUCUUGAUAUUUGUAUUCCCAUUCCUUGCUCCUCUCAUGGCCAAGAUGAACUUCAGCAUCUUCCCUGUCAGUGCUGUAGAUUUCUUCAAGAGAUCCAUCUUAAAAAUUAAGAAGGAACGUGAACAAGGCACCCACAAGGGCAGGGUAGAUUUUCUGCAGCUGAUGAUCGAAUCCCAGAAAGGGGGCUUUGAAGAGAAUCACUCUUAUAAAGCCCUGACUGACAUUGAGGUCUUCUCACAAGCAUUCAUCUUUAUCUUUGCUGGGUAUGAACCCACCAGCAAUGCACUUGGUUACCUGGCAUAUGAACUGGCCACGCAUCCUGAUGUGCAGCAAAAACUGCUGGAGGAGAUCGACACAGUUUUACCCAACAAGGCUCCUCUCACAUACGAAGCAGUGAUGCAGAUGGAGUAUCUUGACAUGGCAAUAAAUGAAACCCUUCGGCUCUAUCCCAUCGGAGGACGGAUCGAGAGAACCUGCAAGAAAGAUGUAGAAAUUCAUGGAGUGACCAUUCCCAAAGGAACUGUCGUUAUGAUCCCACCCUACAUCCUGCACCGCAACGCUGACUACUGGCCAAACCCAGAGGAGUUCAGACCAGAAAGGUUCAGUAAGGAAAACAAGGAGAGCAUAGACCCAUAUACAUACCUUCCCUUUGGAACUGGUCCCAGGAACUGCAUUGGGAUGCGGUUUGCUACCCUGACUCUGAAAGUUGCCAUCGUUGCCCUAUUGCAACAAUUCACCUUCCAGAUCUGCAAAGAAACUCAGAUCCCUAUCAAGCUGACUUCAAGGGGACUCUUAAAUCCAGAGAAACCAAUUAUUCUGAAGUUCGUCCCCCGGUCCAACACCUCACGUGCAGAGGCAUAAACCCAAGAUGUGUCUGCAAUGUUCUGCAGCAUCUGUGGAGUGCUACCAAAGGGAUCACACGUUGCAGGAAAUCUCUCCUACGUGCACAGGCACAGAAGAGCAGCUCUAGUUAAUUCUGGAAGCAAUUACUACAUACUUACUAAUAAACAUAGCUGUCAGAAACCUAACGUGGAUCACUGGGCAGUGACAAUACACAGCCCCCUUAAUUCUGAUUGCAGAAAACAAGAAAUAAAUCCAAAUGAGCACCUGAUCAUCCACUGACUUCUGUGGGGACUUCUCCAUCUGGAGAGAAGGAAUUACUAUCUCAUCCAAGAGAAAUAAGGCGUGAUGGAAAUUCAAAUCAGCAGACACCAAGCUGGGAGGCUUG